This is a messenger RNA of Trematosphaeria pertusa, 1128 nucleotides long. RefSeq lists its product as uncharacterized. The coding region runs from base 240 to 929 and encodes 229 amino acids. Lineage: Eukaryota; Fungi; Ascomycota; Dothideomycetes; Pleosporales; Trematosphaeriaceae. The transcript is spliced from 2 exons. The record is from RefSeq and is a predicted model, not a curated record.
CAUCGCCUUCCUUAUCGCCAUUUUACGCGUUACAUGCCACAUGUUCCGGUGAGCGAGCCGGAACAGCAGGAUUGUCGCACUCUCCAAGCGCACAGCCAAUCAUCCAUGAGCCCACUUGGGUAGAGACCGCACGUUGCUAAGCUGUUGCUAUCACCCAGUUGUCAAUCCAGCUGCAGCGCCCAAUUUCAGAUAUCGAGAAGCUUAAAUUGAUCAGCCAAGCCGAGAAAAAGGUCACUGAGAUGGCUCCUCCUGAGCAAGAAUACAACGCCAACUCGUACCGGAGGGAUCCUGGCCGAAGCGCUGGAUCUAGGUCGCCCUCUUCGGUCACUUCUUCGGAGGAUCAUGGACGGCGGUCUGUACGCGAGAACCGCCAUCUUUUGCCCACCUCUGAUGGAGCAAAUGAGAGUCAAGCUACUCCCCACCCAAAACAUUUCCAGCAGCAAUCGGACUCUGGUGAUGAAGACGACUCUGCCGAAGGUAGAUCCGGGGAUACGGAGUCGGUGUAUCCUCCCCUGUCUCAAGUACGCCCUCUUUAUGAUCAUCCACAUGCGAACGCCUCCUUGAACCAGCAGUACAACCCAAGGCAUCAGACAUCACAAGCUGCUGGGCGUGAUGGUACGCCGGAGAAGGGUAAGGCGUUUGGUUCUGAGAGGUGCAUGAUGGUUGAGCCUGAUGAGCACGACGUUCCACCCAGUCCACAACAGGCCGGAGAUGCAGCCCGCGACUACGCCAGAGGCACGAGAGAUGGAAUGAAAAACCGGAAUACCUUCACAAUCGGGCAAAUAGGAGGUCAAAAGCACCGCGUUGGGAACAUCGACAAUGCUAGAUAUCUCGGCAGCACCGACAAUAGCUUCAAGAUCGAUACCGUGACCAACACCUCAGAAGGCUUGGAUAUUGGAAACAUCAAUGCGCUUGGACGAGGGGAGUGACCAGCAGUUGGUUCCAUGACACGUGUGCUUGAGGAAUGGGUACAGCAUGGCUGAGGUGGAAGCCGCACUAUUGGGUUAAUUGAGGCAUGGCUACCCAGCUAACCAUGUCUUGGACUUCGUCUAGCGGGGUAUACCAUUUGUUUUGACACGACUUUACCUUUAUGAUACUUAUGGAUGCAACGAGGUAUUAGUUGAGACG